This is a messenger RNA of Plectropomus leopardus (leopard coralgrouper), 2438 nucleotides long. RefSeq names its product dynein axonemal assembly factor 10 (gene dnaaf10). The record is from RefSeq and is a predicted model, not a curated record. NCBI's taxonomy places the organism in Eukaryota, Metazoa, Chordata, Actinopteri, Perciformes, Serranidae. Gene Ontology annotation, molecular function: protein binding.
UCAAACAUUUGCUUGAAAUGUGUACAUUUUGUCAGGCAUCUCUUUGGGCAGCCGCACGCCUUAUGCGUCUACGUCUUAACGUCAUUUGUUUUGGCAGAGAGCUACACUGCGUUGAAGUGUUUCUUGGUACUUUUACAAGAAAAAAUAUACUUUUUUACAUAUUUUCUCCUUAAUAGCAAAGAUGUCAUCGCCACUAGCAAAGCCCCAGAUCAUUGCGCACUUCCAGAAGAGCUUAAAUUACACGGUUUUCGACAGUAAAUGGAUUCCCUGCAGCGCGAAGUUUGUCUGCCUCGGGAACUUUCCGAGAGGAACCGGAGUCAUGCAGAUAUACGAAGUGCAGCACGGAGAGGCUCAGCUUAUCAAGGAGGUAGAGAAACCGAAAGCCAUAAAGUGUGGGACGUUUGGAGCCAGUUCUCUUCAACAAAGGCACAUAGCAACGGGGGAUUUUGAUGGAAAUCUAAACAUAUGGAAUUUAGAGAUGCCUGAAGUUCCAGUGUACACGGUAAAGGCCCACAAAGAGAUAGUGAAUAGCAUUGAUGGUGUUGGCGGCCUGGGGAUUGGUGAUGGGGCACCUGAGAUAGUCACUGGAAGCAGAGACGGGACAGUAAAGGUGUGGGAUCCCAGACAGAAGGAUUCACCUGUAGCCAACAUGGAGCCCAUUGAAGGAGAAACCAAGAGGGACUGCUGGACUGUUGCUUUUGGUCAUGCCUUUAACGAUCAGGACCGCUGUGUGUGUGCUGGUUACGACAACGGGGACAUCAAGCUUUUCGACCUGCGGAAUAUGUCUCUCCGGUGGGAAACCAACAUUAAAAAUGGGGUAUGCUGCGUUGAGUUUGACAGGAAAGACAUCAACAUGAACAAGCUGGUCGCCACCUCACUGGAGGGAAAGUUCCACGUCUUUGACAUGCGGACCCAACACCCCACCAAGGGCUUCUCCUCUGUUUCCGAAAAGGCUCAUAAGUCGACCAUCUGGCAGGUGAAGCAUUUGCCCCAAAACAGAGACAUCUUUAUGACUGCAGGAGGAGCAGGCAACUUACAUCUGUGGAAAUAUGAGUAUCCCGCUCAGAGAAGCAAGAAGGAUUCAGAUGACAUGGAUGUGGGCGUCGCUGGCUCUGUUAACCUCUUACAAAACGCCACUCUGUCCACUCAGCCGAUCGCCAGCCUGGACUGGAGCCCCGACAAGCAGGGCCUGUGUGUGUGUGCGAGCUUUGACCAGACGGUCCGCGUACUCAUUGUCACCAAACUCAACGUGGUGUGAAACUGAAGUUCAAGAUCUGUGCGUCUUGACAUGAAAUGAGACACAGCUGCAGAGAUGCAGCAACGGUGAGUAAAUCGCUGCCUUUUUGUGAGGCGGAAUAGUCUUUUAUCAGAAGACAACAAUUUCCUACUGUGUUUUUUGGCUGCUGUCUCUCGAUUUUUUCUCUGUAGACUCAUCUUGCCAGAAAACCAUUUAACUCAAAUGAACUUGGAAAUCCUUGGUUGGUGUUAUGCUGUGUGGCUUCUGUUAAAUGCUAUCCCUGAAAAAUGUGCUGAGCCCUGCAGGCAGUGUUAACCUGUAGUGCAGAGAAAUACAAUGAUACCUUUCCUGUUUUAUCAAAAAAGCCUCUGUUGAGAUGAACGAAUGAGUCAUUCUGCCUCUGGCUUGGAUUAAUAGUUUUGGGGGAACAAAAAUAUUUUUUAACCAUUUCCAUUUUUGUAGGAUGCUCACAGAAAUACUGUCUUUUGUUGCACUAUUGGUGAACACUGUUGAGAUCCAGUUUUGUGUGUUGUUAAAGUUGUCACUUUUGAUAUUCAAUUUUUAUUGAAACUCCAUUUUCAAAUUAAAUGUGAUUUUGGAGGAACAUAUUCCUUAGUGUCCUCUAUCCAAUACAAAUAGCUUGGCUAAAAUCAAGAGGAUUUUUUGUAUUGGUGAACAUAGAGUGCCUUAUUAACUCAAGACAACAUAUAAUACACAGUUAGCAAACUGUGACUCACUCAAGGAUUUAAGAAGAUGAGUGCAUGUAAUUGUUAGAGGGUUACAAGUGUUAUCAUAUCCAGCAUUUGAACUUGAAGAAGUCCUGUAGUUCCUGAUCGUCCUCUUGUCUGUCAUGGAUUCUCGCGUAGACGCUCAUCAGCAGCUUGGUCAUGCACUUCUCAUCCAAGAUGUCGAUGUAUUUCUCUAUACAACCUGCAAACGUCCAAAGAUUAAUGCAUGAACAUUACUGCAUGAACAUUACUGCAGUCACACUGACACCAGUGCUUCGUCAUACAAACAGUUACAUUUCAAAUACAAUACUUUCAAAUACUGUCAAGUUGUUGAAAGUGUUUGUUUUUUUUUAAUUUGCCCAAUCCACUCAGUUGGAGUUGACAAUUUUGUCUUAAAUUGGGCAAUAUUUGAUGUGUAAAUCUCAUCAAUCUCUCAUUUGAGACUUUAUGUGGCAAUGAUAAAUGAACCCUUA